GUCUGAAUAAGGUAGGCCCCAGUUCAGGGACACCUGAGGACAUGCUGUGUAGCCUUGUGGAAGUCAGUGAACCUCUUAGCCUCUUCCCCCAAGUGUACAACGGGUAAAAUGAUGGUACCCUCGGGAUUUUUAGAAGAAUUGAAUGAGAUCCUCCCUGUCAAGCUGCUAGCAAGGGCCCGCAGUGAGGGCCCAUAUUAGCUGUCAUCACGACAGUGUGAGCGAGCAUGCAGCUUGGUCGCAGGUCCCAAGAGUACGGAUCGUUUGCUUGCCCGAGAUGCGCCCUGGUGGCAGCGGGCAGUACUGCCUCCUCUGCCUGUGUGUGCAUUUCACUUUCGCGCGAGUCAACUUUAUGCCCCUUACAAAGACGACGAAAACCGAGGCACGGGGAAGAAGAGGGGUGACUCAGUCCUAAGGUCGUAGACCAACUUGUUGAGCUCCCCCACACAGCGACAGUCACCAUCAAAGCCGAAGCUGGUGGCACUGUUGCGCCACGCAGGGCCUCGGGCACCUCUGUGAAGGAGAAACUGGAGUCUGGUGGCAGACGCUGCCCGCGCCGACACGCGCGUGGCAAGGACAGUGCGGGGCUUGCGCCUCCAAACGCACAGCCCCGCGCAGCCACGGGGGCGGCACUGCCCAGGCGACGACGCACAAGCCUACAGUAUCCCUCGGGUUGGAUUCAACUACUAGCCAGGUUCCCCCAGUAAAGCCACGACAGGUGGCGGAGGCCUGAUUCGACCUCAGACUACCUGGCUCCGCCCCAGUCUGGCCGGGACCUCAGGCCGGGCCCGGACCGCACUAAGAGAGGACCCCAGGAGGCUUUCCGGCCAUCGAGCACCAGGCAGAGCCCAUGGCGGACACCCAGUACAUCCUGCCCAAUGACAUCGGCGUAUCUAGCCUGGACUGCCGUGAGGCCUUCCGCCUGCUGUCACCCACAGAGCGCCUGUAUGCCCACCACCUGUCCCGGGCCGCCUGGUACGGAGGCCUGGCUGUGCUGCUGCAGACCUCCCCCGAGGCCCCCUACAUCUACGCUCUGCUCAGCCGCCUCUUCCGCGCCCAGGACCCCGACCAGCUGCGCCAGCAUGCCCUGGCCGAGGGCCUUACCGAGGACGAGUAUCAGGCGUUCCUGGUCUAUGCUGCGGGCGUCUACUCCAACAUGGGCAACUACAAGUCCUUCGGUGACACCAAGUUUGUUCCCAACCUGCCCAAGGAGAAGCUGGAGCGUGUGAUUCUGGGGAGCGAGGCCGCUCGGCGGCACCCCGAGGAGGUCAGGGGCCUGUGGCAGACGUGCGGGGAGCUCAUGUUCUCUCUGGAGCCGAGGCUGCGACACCUUGGGCUGGGGACGGAGGGAGUCACCACCUAUUUCUCUGGAAAUUGUACCAUGGAAGAUGCCAAACUGGCUCAAGACUUUCUGGACUCACAGAACCUCAGUGCCUACAACACAAGGCUCUUCAAGGAGGUCGACCGGGAAGGGAAGGCCCGCUACGACGUGCGGCUGGCUUCCGUGCUCUGUGCAGAGCCUGCCCUGGACUCCGAAGUGACUUCCAAGCUGAAGAGCUACGAAUUCCGGGGUAGCCAUUUCCAGGUGACCCGCGGGGACUAUGCGCCCAUCCUGCAGAAGGUGGUGGAGCAGCUGGAGAAAGCCAAGGCAUACGCAGCCAACAGCCACCAGGAGCAGAUGCUGGCCCAGUAUGUGGAGAGCUUCACCCAGGGCUCCGUCGAGGCCCACAAGAGGGGCUCCCGCUUCUGGAUCCAGGACAAGGGCCCCAUCGUGGAGAGCUACAUCGGGUUCAUCGAGAGCUACCGCGACCCCUUUGGCUCCCGGGGAGAGUUUGAAGGCUUCGUGGCCAUGGUGAACAAAGCCAUGAGCGCCAAGUUCGAGCGGCUCGUGGGCAGUGCGGAGCAGCUGCUGAAGGAGCUGCCCUGGCCCUCAGCCUUCGAGAAGGACAAGUUCCUCACGCCCGACUUCACCUCCCUGGAUGUCCUCACCUUCGCUGGCUCCGGCAUCCCGGCCGGCAUCAACAUCCCCAACUACGACGACUUGCGGCAGACAGAAGGCUUUAAGAAUGUGUCGCUGGGGAACGUGCUGGCCGUGGCCUACACCACGCCACGUGAGAAGCUCACCUUCUUGGAGGAGGACGACAAGGACCUGUACCUGCGGUGGAAGGGGCCGUCCUUCGACGUGCAGGUCGGGCUGCACGAGCUGCUGGGCCAUGGCAGCGGCAAACUCUUCGUGCAGGAUGAGAAGGGAGCGUUCAACUUUGACCAGGAGACCGUGAUUAACCCAGAGACGGGGGAGCGGAUUCAGAGCUGGUACCAGAGUGGGGAGACCUGGGACAGCAAGUUCAGCAACAUCGCCUCCAGCUACGAAGAGUGCCGGGCUGAGAGCGUGGGCCUCUACCUCUGCCUCCACCCGCAAGUCCUGGAGAUCUUUGGCAUUGAGGGGGCUGACGCAGAAGACGUGAUCUACGUGAACUGGCUCAACAUGGUUCGGGCUGGGCUGCUGGCCCUGGAGUUCUACACCCCUGAGGUCUCCAGCUGGAGACAGGCCCACAUGCAGGCCCGAUUUGUGAUCCUAAGGGUCUUGCUGGAGGCUGGCGAGGGACUCGUGGCCGUCACUCCCACCACAGGCUCCGACGGGCGCCCCGAUGCCCGAGUCCGCCUUGACCGCAGCAAGAUCCGGUCCGUGGGCAGGCCCGCCCUGGAGCGGUUUCUACGGAGACUGCAGGUGCUCAAGUCCACGGGAGAUGUGGCCGGAGGGCGGGCGCUGUACGAGGGGUAUGCGGCUGUCACGGAUGCGCCCCCCGAGUGCUUCCUCACCCUCAGGGACACGGUGCUGCUGCGCAAGGAAUCUCGGAAGCUCAUCGUUCAGCCCAACACUCGCCUCGAAGGCUCGGAAGUACAGCUUUUGGAAUACGAGGCCUCGGCUGCUGGCCUCAUCCGAUCCUUCUCCGAGCGCUUCCCAGAGGAUGGGCCCAAGUUGGAGGAGGUCCUCACCCAGCUGGCCACGGCUGAUGCCCGGUUCUGGAGAGGCCCCAGUGAGGCCACACUAGGCCAGGCUUGAGGAAGAUUUGUGUGGCCCCUCCCCCCACUCCAUCAGGCCAGGUCACAAGUGGCCCUCCAUUUGGGGGUGUGUAUUUAGGGGCUGGGGGAGGAGCAGGAGCUCGGACCUUGGUGCUACCUCAGCUGAGGGUGGUGACACUAACCCCUGCCAUUUGUCAGCACUUUCCAAUUUACCAAGUGCUUCCUCUCUGUUAUCUCGUUUGACCUGCGCUGCCCUCUGUGGAGUGGGCAAGACCGGGCUCACUCUCCUGUUUCCCAGAUGAGGAAAUAACAGUUCUGAAGAAGUGACUUGUCUAGAUCCUGCAGGUGGUAUGUGACAGAACCAGGGCUCAAAACAUUCUCACCAAAUCCAAUGCUCCUCACGUGUUACUUUUAUAGCCAGAAAAAUAAAUAUUAGAAACUACC
Molecule: messenger RNA, 3465 nt
Organism: Microcebus murinus (gray mouse lemur)
Lineage: Eukaryota; Metazoa; Chordata; Mammalia; Primates; Cheirogaleidae
Source: RefSeq, a predicted model, not a curated record